AUGCUGGGGAGACUGAUCCAGGGCUAUGCCAGAGGUGGCCAGCUUGAGAGUGCCACGGAAGAAACACACACCCGCAGUCUCCUUUGGCCGGAAUCGCAUGCGGAGGGACGUGUCAGCUCUCUAUCACCACCCAGUACUCCAUAUGGCUCUCCUACGACCCGUGUCUCACCUUUUGACGAUCGAAUUGGGUUGGAAUUGAACGAGUCCAAAGACUUGAGGCUCAUUGUUGCCCAGGAUGCCUUCGGAACCAACGACCGUCCCUUACUGCUCUAUGACACCCACUUUGUGGAGUCAAAGGAGCCCAACUUGGGUCAACGCGCCCCUGUCCCCUCCCCUGCUGCUGCUGGAGCACCUCAGCGUGUAGGCUCUGGGAUUCCUAUUUUAGGACAUGCGAGGAAUCGAAGCUCUACCAUUUCAGGAGCUUCGGCAUCGUGGGCGCGCCCUCACAAGGAGUCGGAACCGACGGACCACCUAGGAAAUGUGCUAGACUGUAUGUUUGGCGUCAGCAGUGCUGCCAAAUCCGGAUCCAGCACAAAAUUGCACUUCCUCCCAGGCGAUCGAAGUCCUGCUAGCGACCUAAGUUCGCGUGCACCAACCUCAAAUCUGUCUGGCACAGCGCCUUCUCGUGCUCCGCUCCUGAGAGCGAGGACAGCUACGACUACCGCUAACAAUCAGAGUCAAAACAAUCCUUCCAGAGAAUCUGACCCCGAACCACGGGACGCCGUUCUGAUCACUCGCAUGUUUUCGGUUACGCUUCCUGAGGCUCAAGAUGAUUUGAGGCAGCGACGAAGGUCUUCCGCCGAUCCCACCACCUCAAUUAGCCCGCUGUCGCAUGGGCCUGAGAAUCAGAUGGGUUGCUCCCUCCACAGCAAGAAACCCAAACUCGUAGAGAAAAAGACUCCUGUCUUUGCAAUCGGCUUGCUUUUCUACCUGCCUCGCCCUGGUGACGUGCGUUCCAACACGUCGUCGGCGCGCCCUUCAUCAAGAGCCUCAUUUACGCCGUCGUCGACCCCGAAUUCCUAUGGAUCGGACUCCUUUUCGUCCUGGACAAUCCUGAACGCAAUUCCCGAGUAUUUGUGGUCUAGCGACAACUCCAGCCAGCUAACUGACCGUGGCAUUGAUAUUAUUGUGGGAAACUGGGAAGUUAUUCUGAGGAGCCUUGCAGUUGUUGAGACGCUAGCACGGUCCGAGAUUGGCGAGCUUUUGCAGGAGGUGAAUCUGGCGCUGAUCACCUCCGCAGCAAAGGCACCAAAAGGCCCUUCAGAACAACGUACCAAUCAGCGCAAUGUCUAUCUUCGGUCUCCAAACAGACUGGCGCAGGUGGCCGAGCUGCAACGCGCCGCCAGGCAUACUCUAUGGAGAGUGUCAUAUGCGCUGCGCAUUCCGCGGGUGUACACGGGCCUUGGACUUGAUAACGGGGGUCACUGGCUUGACGAAGCACGCUAUCUUGUGCGACUCUGCGGAAAUAAACAGCAAAACUUUUUUCUUUUCAACCUCUUGACUGCAUUUCUUGGAAACCAUACUGAAUGGCUCGAAAGGCUAGGACCAGACUGGUAUCGAAGACAGCUCAGAGUUUUGAACAAGGGGAGGCCUCGACCCACUAACGUGGCUUCUCGAACAGUCAUAGUCUGCGAGAACCGAUCAAUGGCUCGCCGCAUCAUUUUUCUGCUGGCAUCAUUUCUGCCCCGGAAUGCAAUCACGAAGCUCCCCUCUGAGGUCAUGUCUCCGCUACUCACGCCUGAUAUCAGCUCCUCUUCGCCUAUCCAUAGGAUCAUCCAUGAAGAUUCCCUACGUCGCCAUGCUCACAAUAAGUCGCGAGAUGGAACCGUCACAUUCUAUCGCCGCGAUGGUGCUGGGUUGUCCAGCAGUGUCUCUUCGUCUGAGAGCGCCAGUGGUAUAGCUAGAGCCUUCCGCAGAAGUUCUCGGUCGCGAAUCUCCAACGCUGAGCUUACCCUGGGCAUGAGACAGGUCUCCGUCUUUUCACCGGGAGAUAAUGGUGGUAGUUUCCACAAGACCAAUCCAACUAGCUCGACAGCUACGCCAGGGCUGGGCACACCCGUGCCACACUUUGCGACAAAGGCUGUUGACAGCUACUUUCCUGAAGGCGCCGUCGUGGAUAGCGAAGAGACUGGAGCUAGCGCUGAUCUUGCUCGAAUCUUGAGACGCGACAGCGUGAGUCAAUCACAGUCCCAUCAAUCGAGUAUGAACUGGGGAUCGUUGAUCAGCAACGUAUCUGGACUAUGGAACAAGAGGCAGGACUCGACCGCCUCAACAAGUGAGAUCACGAGUUCGUUUGACACUGGAAGCCUGAGUGAUCGCCGCCGAUUCGCCCCUAAGUCUGUGCAGAUUCAUGGGAGACAGCCAAGUCGGUUGGAAGCAAUGGUUGACGAAGCCGGUCGGCUUCGAAAGAGUAAGCUAGGUCAAGAGGAAGAUUCCACAAGCUUGUAUCGACCAUCGACGCUCCCGAGUGAGGCGCAUCCCCCCCGGCUAACAGUCGAUGAGAGGGAUGGAGUUGUUGAUGUGGACAUCAAUAUUCCUGGGUUUAUCGGUUGGAACGAGGGGAAAGGCGCCUCUCCCCCUUCAUGGAUACAUCAUCGAUCCCCUUCUUUUGCGAGUGUGGACGAAGCGGGCUCAAUGUACAGCACACAUUCGCGUCACGCCGAUGUGACAGGCUGCAAAUCUCCAAACGUUGCCGGUUACCUCAAACGGUUUCAUGAAGACUUCAUACUACAGGGAGUCAAGCCGUACACUGAGCUUCAAGACGAAAUCAGGAGAAGCAUGUCAAGAGAACCAACUCCUUCUGAUGAUAUGUCUCGAUUGCCUGCAGACACAGAAAACAAUGGAGAACAAUGGGUUACUGUUUGCACAACACUACUUGCUGACCUACGGAACUUCAGCAUUCAGCGUCUGACCCUGAGACGACUGACACAACGAGGUACCGCCGGCGAUACUGGUACAGGUGCUCCGAGCCAGUCCGGAUCAGACAAUGUCCCACAUGGUUCCGGAGCAUCAUCCAGCGCCGAGCUAGGAUCGCCAGCGACUCAGCUGGAGCAGUUUGACAGCGAAAUAGUCAUGGACUUUGAUACAACACUUACUGAUGCAAUCGAACGUGUUCUAAACGAGACAGAGCCGGGAAGACAGAAGUCAGGCGCUCCAACCAGGACACAUUCUCGGACUGUGUCUACCGCGACGACGUCUUCGGUGAGGUCGCUGCCCUUGGAAAUAUCGGGCUCCGGCAAGGCGAGAGACUGGCGUCGCCCAACCACGUUGUCCCAAUCAGAUUGCCGACAAGUAGUAGUUGGCGCUCUCGAGGAAGUCGUGAAAAGUGUCAAUGACGAUUUGACCAGGCAUAACAGAAGCCGAGAUGCCGAUGGACAUAUCAAGAUGAAUGAUGAUGCCUUGAAUCAAGAAAUGAAGCAAGAUAAUGUAUUACUGCAUCGAAGGACCAGCAGCGGCUCGACCGUCCGAGCCACUGGGACAUCACAAACAGGCUUAGCCUCCGGCUACCAGAAUAGCCUAAACACCGUGUCAGUUCGCGCAUCGCUCUGGAUCCAUGACGAUGCAUUCUCAUCCGAGGACGUUCUCAUCAACGAAGCCAUUCUAGCAGGCUCAGACAUCCACGAAGGUGGCUUAAUCAAAAUCUUCCCGGUUACUGAGGGCUCAGAUGUCCGGGAUUUUCAGUCGCCCAACAAUGAACGAGUCGACUCCAGGCGCAACACUGGCUCUUUAAACGAGACUAGCGACAUAUCUGGCAGGGACGACUACUACCUUUGUAUAACCAAGUUCGCGUCCGCCGAGUUCAAGGCAAAGCAGGCCAACCUACAAGUCUCGAUCAAGAGUAAUAUUGCGACAGCUUUCGGAUUUAGACCACGCUCAUAUGUCCGCAUAUUUCCCGCGUCUUUUGAGGAUUCUACGGCAUCCCAUGUGGAAUUCAGCUUCAGGGAUACGUAUCUAGCCAGAUCGGACAUGUGGCGGUUGGUUGGACAAGAGUUGGCAGGGACAACCGUUUAUGUCGGGCAAAAGAUUACCUACUUGGGGAGCAUCAAGCUCACAGUUAAGUCUAUCCAUGUCCGGAAUCACAAAGUGCCUACUGCUUUCUUCGCCGGCACCACAAUCCCAGUCUUCCGCAGUGAGGCGGCACGGUACGUGCUCUUUAUUCAAAUGUCCAGCGAAAUGUGGGACUUUGAUUCCGAGGGAAACGGUGAGAUCAUGUUCAACCGGGUCAUCAAUGGCUUCCUACCCGAGCUUUUCAAGAGAUGGACCGACCUAGACGUUCGGCACCUAGUCAGCAUUGUUCUUUUCGGCCGUCUGGAAUACGACCGCUUCGAACUCGCGCGGAACAAGGAUCGGAGGCUAGAAACAGCACCAAUCUCAGGAUCACCCAACAUGACCGCUCGCCAGUAUCAGGACUUCUAUAGGGUGGUCGUCACCGACAUGGCCAGUGCGCAAUGGACAACAAUUUUGGACGAACUGAAGAAGGAUUUUCGUGUGUUUUUGAGAGACAUCUCUCUACACACAUCGAACACUAAGGAAAUUAUACCAGAAGAUGCCAAAGCACCGCCAACGCGCAUUGCUGGCAGACCCAGCGCCGCGCUCAAGGGCAACAUAUUGGAAGCCAUCAAUAUUGCCAGCAGCCAGUUUGCUCAUGAUUUUGAGGACCGGGAUCUGAUUCGGACCGGUGUUUCAAUCGUGGUAGUCACAGCAGGAACCGGCGUUUUCGAAGUUCACCGAGAUCUGUUGAACCUGACCUCGCAGAAUCUUACGAACAACGGUGUUGGGAUUGAUAUUGUUUGUCUUUCCAGGAUGCCAUUACACUCGGUGCCUCUAUUCAAAUAUCGGACUUCUGGAAUGGAGGAGUCAUCUCUGUCCUCGGUCGUUGAAGAAGUCACCGUUCCUGAGCACAGGUACGGAUCUGGUCCAAGCUUUUUCGAUUCCAGCCAGCCUCGCAAGCUCUCCCCGGCACUGUCAUCUGCGGCCACAAACAGCACACAGUACUUUGCAAGCUUUAUUUCAGGCCGGAGCGAAAGUGCGCAAGGGUGGAGCUACGGCAUUCCUCAGUGGGUUGACCUCUCGUACUGGUCUGCCGAGGGCGAGUCAGCAGAGAUCAAAUUUCUGGAGGAUGCCGCCAAGGAUGUAGAUGGGACCUCAAAACGCAAAAAAGGACCUUUCUUACCCCGUGUGAGGAUGUACGAGAUCCAAAUGAUGGGGCUUAUGGAGUUAGGCAUGGCAGACAUGACUAUCCCAUUCAUGGCAGAAACGCAACUAUCACUCACGCGUUCGCACAAGCGUGCUGGCUCAAAACGCAGACGAGCAACUGGCAGCAGGAGUCUGUCGCAUUCACCCACGCUAUCACGCAAGAGCCGCCUCGGCCCGGAGCCCACGCGAAUAUCCCAGGGGUUGCUGUCAUUAAAUGCCAAAGCACUCGGAGACAUAUUCGACCGCAUGGAUGCAUAUGACUCGCAACUGUUUCAAAUACAUUCGACCACAGAGACCAAAUCAAAAGCCGCAAAGAUGACAAGUAGCUUGGUGAGGACCGAUACGGCCUCCUCGACCAAGCCAAAGAAGCCCCAACCAGAAGAAGCACCAAAAUCGGGAUCCGGAUUGACAAAGGUAUUGACCAACAGAUCAUUGAAUUCGCCUUUCCGACCACAGCUCCCGUCCCUCGUCUCUGCAGAUGCUUCAAGCCCUCCGUUAACAACUAAGAAGGCCCGAGAAAUAUCCAAGGUCAACCGGACGCUGAACUAUGCUUUGAGAGGCCUGGCUCCACCUGUCCGUGCAAUUGCCAGUACCGAAGUAAACAUUACCAACGUAGAGGCGCAUUCGCCGUUUGGUAAUCUUGGCCACUCAAGGCCGAGUGUAGCGACAUCAGCUGCUAGCAUACGCUCCGUGUCCACGAACAGUGUGCUAGGGGAGAAGCCUAAAGAGACCCCGGCUUCCGUGGAAAGAUCCAACUCUCAAAUGUCCGCGCGACCAGAUGAUACACCGUCAAAGCCCAUCUCUAUUAAUACUCCGUUGCGAAAGAUUCAGGACGAUCUCCUCUCUGAAUCACAGAGAUCAAGUUCAACCACCCGCCGAGUUCCAAACCAUAUGGCUGCUUCAAAAGAUGAUCUCGGUUAUAGCAAAGAGGCAGACAGUGAAUCUUCACGCUCUUCAGGAAGCGAAGGAGCAGACGACUCGGACAGCGUGGAGCCGGCUGAGAGCCCGUUGGGGACAUCGAUCGCCAGCUCGGUCCCAAGAAGUACUCUCCCCUACGUACGCAAUGUCAACGCGUCAAAUCCCUUGAAGCGCCACCCCGAAAGGGAGUCGUUCUUCGGCAGAUGGCAGCAUCUUUAUCCUCGGAAACCACGUGCCGCCACCGUCAAGUGGAAAUCUCUGUGCACUCCUGCGUCGGUGCCUCUGACGACCGAGGAUUUUCCAACCAAGGAUGAACUCGAAAUGGAUUAUGACACGGAAAAUUACCAUGUCAUUCUGGCUAAUCCGAACGAGAUGCUUGAAGAGCCCGAGUCGCGCGACAUCCUCCUCGGGGAGAUGUUGGCCCUCAGAUUUAGUCAUGGGUACCAGCUCGUAGUUGGUCCGUCACUGCUCGAGUCUGUUGGUCCCGGGACGUGCGACACGUCGUCGUUCUUCACACCGAAUCUUGUGCGGCCUGACGGGUCCUUUAUUGUCAUGUCAAUGGGAAACACGAUACAGAAGCUGUCUCUUGAGGUGAAAAAUCGCAUUCAAGUGACGAGGUAUAUUCGGAGACCACCAAGUGUCCAGCCUCCAUAUCCUCAGGAGAUUUCCUAUUAUCCCAACAUAAGGACCAUUCUCUCCGAGGCAUACAAAAUAAGAGAUAUGCGGUUCAACGGGUUUUCCGAGCAGUACCCCUGGGAAGCGGCGGACAGAUACCUGGCUGACUUUAGAAAGCAAAACGAUGUCGAUGUCAAGGCUCUCCGUUUCUGGCGAGCAAGAUUUGUGCUCAUUCCGGUGGCGCCACCAGUCAACUCCUGGAGACCCACGCUAUCAGAAGCUGAAGAAAGCGAAGAAGAGAUUCAUUUGCGCGGAAUCCGAGCGUUGACGCAGAUGUGGCAAAAGGCACGAUAUGUGCCGCCAGACGAGAGAAGACCUGCUCAUAUCCGGUCAACCACUACGAAAGGAAAGGAUAGAAACCCGCUCAGGAUCAAUCUCGAAACCCUCAAUCCAUCGGAGCUCGUAGCGACGGAGCUCGAUAAGCUGAUCGCCGCUGAAGAGGCCGGCGAGGUACAAACGACACAACUUCUGCCCGAAGCUGAACAGUUUGAGAGGGACUCCUUCAGCCUUCCUAAGCUAGCCCAAGCCCUACAAGGCGAAAAUGGGAUUGAGAUCAAGACUCGACGCUGGCACUUGCGUCUUUACUACAGUUGCUUCAUGGGUGAAGACUUGACAAACUGGCUAGUCCAUAACUUUCGGGAUAUUGACACUCGAGAAGAGGCCGUUGAGCUGGGCAAUGAUCUUAUGAAGGAGAAUCUUUUCGAGCACGUCAACAGCAAGCACAACUUCAAAGACGGCAACUAUUUUUAUUCCAUCAAGCCCGAGUUUCGCAUCCAGCGUAUGGAAGCGAGGCAAUCAUGGUUUCCUGCAAGCCGACGCUCAGAUCGAUCGAUUCCGCCCACGCCUGCGACCGAGCAUCCAACCCGGGAGUUGAUCAGUGGCAGGUCACGAUCAGGUUCGAAUCUCGCCAACCACGGACAAGUUGCCUCUGAGCUGGCCAAGACGCUGGGAGACAAGAAAAGACGAACUGUGACUCUGAGCAAGAUGAUCCGAAUCGACGUGGAUACGAGGAAGCGAUCCAACAGACCCGAAAUAAUCAACUUACAUUAUGACAGACUUCACAACCCGGAGAACUGCUAUCAUCUCGAGUUGGCUUGGUUCAAUGUCACGUCCAAGUUGGUCGACGACGCCAUUGUGAGCUGGUCUACACAAGCGGAGAAGUACGGAUUGAAGCUUGUCGAAGUCCCCAUUGCAGAAGCGUUCAAGGUCCCUGAGCAUGAACCUUUUCGUGCCGCCUACCGCAUCAAACUUGCUCUCCAGCCUCCACGCCGCAGCGUGGUGAGCACCCUGUACUUUACGGCAGUGUCAUUCGGGCCGCAAGCACCCCUGACCCCUGACAUAAACUUCUACCAGAAAGCGAUACUCAAGCGCUUCAACUUCGUCCUCGACCUCGAAGCGCCCUCGGAGUUUCCAGAGAAUGUCGAGAUCAAGUACUCCUGGGGAGACCUGGAUUAUCGCUACACGCAAUUCGUCCACCGCUCCGGAGUCGUCCUCGCGCAGAUCACUGAUGAAGGUGACAUCCUACUCCUAGCAAACAGGCUGUAUAAUUCUCGUCAAGCGUCGGCAAAAGACUCGUCGUCAAGGUUCGACGCCGGCAAGAAAGAUCUUACACCCAAUGCCUCGAGCACCAUGCUCCUGCGUCCUCAGACCCUCUCUUCGACCCAUUCUGCACCGAGUAUCGCAGCAUCUGGAAUCAUCGGAUUGAAUGUACAAUCACCUCACGCCGGGCCCUAUGCAUCACCACUUAUUCGGCCUCUUUCAUCGACUCCUGCCGCUCCCAGCCAUAUGGGCGUAGAGACCACGGCGCCAAAUGCCAACACAUCCAUAUCGACCGCUGUCCCCCCUCCGCCCAUGACACCAAAGGUGACGGCCGACGUCCUGGGCACGCGCCGAGCGCUCAUCGCCUCGGGAUUCUCGCACUUUGUCACGCCCGAACAGAUCAAAGACGAUCUCGAAGCCUUUUGCGCCGACAGGGAGCGUUUGGACACCUUCUACAAGGAGGUCACGGCGACGUUACCCGCCCAGCAUGCCGCUAUGAGAGAGCGCGAGCGCGACCGAGAACACGAGAGGUACGGUGGAAACGGGCCACUGGGCGCAAAGGAUCGGGGAUACAGGACCGCGGGGACGGGUUCGAGCUUGCUCAGGCCCAUCAGGGAGCCCGAGUCGGAGACGGGCAUCCCCGAAUUCAGACUUCCGGACCCGUUGAACAUGGGUUUUAGGAAGAAGGAUGUGUCUGUUGUUGUAUCUGGAUCCGCACCUGGGUCUGGGUCUGGUACUGGUACUGGCACUGGCACCGGCGCUGGCGGGACGACGAACCCUCGAGACUCGACAUCCUCGUUACUCUCGCCAUGA
Molecule: messenger RNA, 9141 nt
Organism: Fonsecaea monophora
Lineage: Eukaryota; Fungi; Ascomycota; Eurotiomycetes; Chaetothyriales; Herpotrichiellaceae
Exons: 2
Coding region: 1-9141 (3046 amino acids)
Biological process (GO): negative regulation of TORC1 signaling; intracellular signal transduction; positive regulation of autophagy
Cellular component (GO): GATOR1 complex
Molecular function (GO): GTPase activator activity
Source: RefSeq, a predicted model, not a curated record